Messenger RNA from Setaria italica (foxtail millet), 15651 nucleotides. RefSeq names its product auxin transport protein BIG. Gene Ontology annotation, cellular component: cytosol; plasmodesma. Bases 186 to 15392 code for a protein of 5068 amino acids. Lineage: Eukaryota; Viridiplantae; Streptophyta; Magnoliopsida; Poales; Poaceae. Gene Ontology annotation, biological process: auxin polar transport. The record is from RefSeq and is a predicted model, not a curated record. The transcript is spliced from 14 exons. Gene Ontology annotation, molecular function: protein binding; zinc ion binding.
CCACGCUCAUCCUCUCUCAGUCUCUCUCUUCCCCCUCCCCCUUCUCUCUCUUCUUUCUCUCUCAAAAACGACAACACAUGUAGCACAAAACCCUCCCUCCUGACCUCCUCAUCACAAGGUUCGAGGGCGAUCGAUCCGACGACCGCUCCUCUCUAGGCACCCCCGCCGAUCGGAGAUCCCUCGCCAUGGCGGCGGCGGCGGAGAUCUCGGCGAUGCUAAACCACCUCGCCGCCUCUGCGGAGCGGGACCCGCCGGCGCGCCGCCUCCGCUCGCCCACGGCACGCCCCGGGCUCGAGGCCCUUGCGGGGGCCCUCGCGGCCGGUCCGCCGACAGACCCAGCCGCCGCCCGCGCUGUCCUUUCUGCCGCCCGGGCCGUGGUGUCCGCAGUCCUACCCACCUCAGUGGAAGAAGUGGAGUCAAUAGCUGUGGAGAUUGUGGAGAGAUCUUUGGAAUUCUGUCUCUUGCAUCUAGAAAAAUCGUCAUAUGCGUGUGAUGACUUUAGCUUAGUGAAUGAAGUUGCCUGUUUUGUGGAAUUUAUUCUGCUUAAAGGUACUCACAAUAAGGCAUACUCAUUGGAACCCUGCGUUAUAAAUGACAUCAUUGAGCAGUGGACAUCUGUCCAAGUUGAAGCUGAGCGCUUGAGCCCACAAGAGAAAUAUUUCUGCUAUCUAAAAGGAUUCAACUGCUCGAAAAGUGGAGAUGAUCUUAAACGGUUUCGUUUAGCCUUAUUACCAGAAUACUUGCGGCAAGAUUACGUUAUUUCAGAGAAUACCCAAUCAUGCAGUGUGGUAUCUCCAAAUAGCAUGGUGCCAUUAGCGCAGCAUUUUGCAGCUGUUCAUUUAUGUUGUAUACCACGCCUUCUUACACUAGUGGGGAAGCUAUGCCAGUCUCCUGCUUUGGAAAUGGUUGAAGAUGUAAACAUUAACUUGAGGUUGUCUUUUACCCAAAGAAUUUUGAAGUUAGUCUGUGGUCUCACUAUGGAGUUUCCCCCUGAUGCUUCUGAUGCCAUGAUGUUAUCAUCAGUAGCAAGAUGUGCUGAUAGUCUUCCAGCCUUGUUCAGACUGAAGUUCAAGUUCUCAAAUCAUGACAGAGUCUUCUGUGUAGAUGGUGUUGGCACUAUCUUGCUGCAGAUACUUGAAGAAUUUCUACAGCUAAUGCAAAUUAUCGUUUGCAACAGUGAUAUCUGUUGUACAGUUCAAGUAUGCGUGCUUUCAUCCAUGCUGGAAAUCUUCAGUCCUAAUAUAUGGAGAUAUGAAAGAUCUGGUACUUGCUUGGUGCCUCCUUUAGCUUACUCUCCUCGUGUCGUUCAAUUUGUGCUGAAACUUCUUAAAGACACCAAACGAUGGACAAGGCGUGUUGACAGGGACAAACCUGACAAAGAUGCUUUCUAUUAUUCAUUCAAUCAUGAGUUAAAUGAUCUGUCUUGUCAUGUCCGUUCAGAGGAGGUACCAUUGCUGAAGAAAUAUACAUGUGAGGAGUAUCUACAAUUUAUCUUCCCUUCAGGAGAACAAUGGUUGAAUGGUUUAGUUCAUCUGACUUUUUUCCUCCACGAUGAAGGAGUGAAAUCAGUGACAAGUGAGAAGCCACAGCUGAGUUGCACAAAACAACCUAUUGUUUCAGAAUUGGAAUCUGUGGCUAGUCACGAGGAAGAAGCACUUUUUGGGAAUCUUUUUGCUGAAGUACGUCCUGCAGGAAUAACCGAAAGUGUUGAGCAGCCAACAUCUCUAGGGAGCGAUCUAUCAAACAGCCAGCAGGGGCCUAUUCAGUUAGCUGCCGACCUGAUAUGCUUUAUGAAAGCAUCCAUAUUCUCUCCAGAAUGGUCCAGGGCUAUAUACAUGGAUGCUUGCAGAAAAUUUAACACCUGUCACCUAGAUCAAUUUCUUUCAAUACUGAAGUGCCAAGCUUGUUUCCCUGACGAAAGCAGCACUGGAAAUACGAUGUCUUCUGAAAAUAAAUUACUGCACAUCAAUGCAGCUUGUUUUGAACUCCUACAAAUGUUUCUUGUUUGUGAUGAAUGUCCUGCUUCCUUAAGGGAAGACCUUGUGGAGAAAGUGUUUAAUGUUGACAAUGGGAAGUACACCUAUAACCACUAUGCACUUGCUUUAGUUGCGCAUGCUAUGACUUAUGCAGCAAACUCAGGAUUUAGUCUGGGAAGAAAGAUUUUUGUUCAGUAUGUUACUUAUCUUUUGGAGAAGGCAAAUGAUACAUCAUCCAGCUCAUUAAAUGUUAGUGAUUUCUGUGCAAGUCUCCCUUGUGCUUUUCAUCUUGAAAUUCUUUUGGCAACAUUUCAUUUAACGACAGAGUCAGAAAAGGCUGAUUUGGUCAAAAUUGUACUCUCUUCCCUAGAGAAAAUGAAAAAGCCUCCAUCUGGAGUAUCUGUGACUGGACUGACAAGAUGGGCAUUGCUCCUAUCAAGACUUUUGCUUGUUCUGCGACAUAUGUUGCUGUACCCGUUAACACAUCCAUCAUGGCUGUUUAUGAGGAUGAGAUCCAGAUUGAGGGAUAUCCAGUUGAAUCAGGGCCAGUCACAUUCCAUGAAUGAUUGCUUGCCAUCCCUUGCCACUGUUAUUGUGGAGGAAAUGCUUGAUGAUUCUGUCAAAAAGAGUGCUAUGGCCAGUGAUUUGCUCCCUCACUUAAUUGAUAUGACUCCAACUCAUGCUGACUCCUAUUUUGAUAAGGCUGCUGUUGAAACUUUGGGCUUGAGCUUGGCUGAUUUGGGUGCAACUAUGUCACAAAUCCUUAAUUCUUGGAAUGGUAGGAGCGCUGAAGUUGCUGAUGAUCUCAUUGUGGAAAGAUAUAUAUUUUUUAUUUGCUGGAAUACUCUAUCUGUUACAGGCUGUCACGGCAAUGGUUCUCUUCUGAAUGAUGAUUACUUGAAGCCUGAACUUGGCAAUGUCAACGUCUUCCUAGCAUUUGCUCUCAGUAUCAGCAAUGGUGCUUCAUCUCAUGCUGGUAUCGAUCUGCCUGCAUUAAUAUUUGAACUCCUAGAGUUGUUGCACUCUGAUAUUCUUGGUUCUAGUAAGCUGGAGAGUUGGGAUUUCCCAAGGAAAGGAGCUUGGCUUUCUUUUAUUCUCUCACUCAUUAAUGCGGAUCUUCAGAGGCAGCAGGUGCAGGUAGGUGCAGAAACUGAGGUGGAUUCACAUAGAAAACAUGAGGUUCAGGGUGAGGAGCUAUUUACUCAUGGAAAUAGUUUGUCUAUAUACCUAACCAAGAACAUUGGACGCUGUUUGGAUACCUUGUCUUCUCUUUUGGAGGUCUACCUUCAUACUUUUAAGAAAGCAUACCUGUCAUUUCUUUACAGUGGAAAGCCUUCCUUGGAUAAUUCUUACCCUUCCCUGCUGCUCAAGCAUUCUGUCUUUGACAAAUCCAAGCACCACCUUCUUUUUGAGAAAUCUGGUUCAUAUUUGGAAAUGCUGGAACCCAUAUACCAGCUUUCAUCAAGAAUAGAUGGAGUCACCACAAAGCUAGGUGAAGGUCAGGAAAAUUAUUUUUCCCUUAAGUGCUUGUUGCAUGGAUUUCCAUCAGCUUACCCUUCUAGCAACAGUGCCCUCCUUUCUUGCAUUCUGGUGAUAAAUGAGAUCAUGCAGACCUUUAAUGGUUAUACAAAGGUUGCGCUACCAGGAGACAGAGACAGAGUUGAUGAGGGUAUUAUUUCCAAACUGCUUAGUAUGGUGAUGGCUGUUAGAUCAGAUCAAACAUUCAAACCUAUUCAUGGAGAGUGUGAUAAUAUAUUUAUGAGUCUAAUUAACAACAGGGAUGAUCUUGCUAAGUACAGCGAUCUGUUUGUUCUGAAGCAGCUAGAAGGAUUCCUGGCUGACAUAAACUCGAAUGAGAGCAUGGAUAGCAGGAUGAAAGAGAUUUUAGUUUCUACAAUUGUUGAUCUAGUGGAAGACCUUAGAUCUAAAAGAGAGGUGUUUAAAUUCUUCCUUGGUGAUGAUGCAGAAGGAGCUCCUGAUGAAGCAAGCCGUAUUUUUGCAUCUGAGCAUGCUGAUAUGUCAGUCUUUCUUGAUGUUUUGGAUUGCAAAUCUGAGCAGGUUAAUUUGAAGAUUCUGCAUUUGUUGACUGAUAUAUUGCGCAAUGGUUGCUGUCCUGGUCUUAAGCAGAAGUUGCAAAACAAAUUUAUUGGAAUGGAUGUGCCCUGCUUUUCGUCAUGGUUAGAAUUUGUAAUAUUGGGACCUUCUGUAAAAGUUGAAAGCACAAAUGGCACUGCUGGUCCUGCAACCCGAGAACUAGCAGUGGAUUUUUUUACGAAUCUCAUCUGUCCUUCACCUGAAGCAGUGACCAAAGAACUUCAACAUCACCUAUUCAACUCUAUGCUACUGUUACUUGAUAGAGCAUUUUUGUCACAUGACCUCCAGACUGCUAAAGCAUAUUUCCAUUUUCUUGUUCAACUAUCAAGUGAGGAAUCACACUUCAAGCACUUGUUUGAAAAGACUCUGAUACUGAUGGAGACAAUGGUUGAGGACAAGGGUAAGCUGCACACUUUGAAGUUUCUGUUUUCUUUUGUGGAGGCAGUGUUCGGCGAUACUGGACUAAAUAGAAGUGCUCUUAAGAGACUUUCAUCAAAAACUUCUGGCAGCAGUUUUGGAUCAGGAUCUCUCAUCCCAAAGCAGUUGAAAAAUUCAGAAAACCUUGUUAUCCGCACGAAUCAAGUAAGUAAUCCUGCUGUAGAUUGUGAUGCUAGCUCUGGUGAGGAAGAUGAAGAUGAUGCUACUUCUGAUGGGGAAUUAGGGAGUAUUGAUAGAGAUGAGGAAGAUGACGGAGACAGUGAUAGAGCUCUAGCGUCAAAAGUGUGCACAUUUACAUCCAGUGGCAGUAAUUUCAUGGAACAGCAUUGGUACUUCUGCUAUACUUGUGACCUGACAGUUUCGAAAGGCUGCUGUUCUGUUUGUGCCAAGGUGUGUCAUCGAGGGCAUCGUGUUGUUUACUCUAGAUCAAGCCGUUUCUUCUGUGACUGUGGAGCUGGAGGUGUGAGAGGAAGCAGCUGUCAGUGUUUGAAACCUCGGAAAUUUACUGGCAGCUCAACUGUACCACCAGCAGCUAGCAGCUUCCACCCCAUACUAGCUUAUCAUGAGGAUGUGGAGCAGGUUGCAGAUAGCAGCUCUGAUUUUGAAGAUGAUAUCUCUACUGAUGCUGAUAGUUCCAUGAAGCUAUCUGUGCCUAAUGAAUUCAGCAGUGGGCUUCCUUUAUUUCUUAAAAAUCUGGAUAUUGAGGUUAAGGUGCUUGAAAUCUGCAAAAAAUUGCUGCCUGCUAUACUUGACCGAAGGGAGUUGAAUCUUUCAAAAGACAGAAAGGUUUUGUUGGGAGGUGAUGUGCUGGUGUCACAUUCCUCUGACAUCUUCCAACUAAAGAAAGCUUUUAAAAGUGGAUCACUUGACCUGAAGAUAAAAGCCGAUUAUCCAAACUCUAGGGAGCUUAAGUCACAUCUUGCUAAUGGUUCGCUUGCUAAAUUAUUGCUCAGUAUCAGCACUAGAGGUAAGCUUGCUGUUGGAGAAGGUGAUAAAGUUGCUAUAUUUGACGUGGGACAAAUUAUUGGACAGCCUACUGCAUCACCUAUUACAGCAGACAAAACCAAUGUGAAGCCCCUCUCCAGAAACAUUGUUCGCUUUGAAAUUGUCCAUUUAGUUUUCAAUCCGUUGGUGGACCAUUACCUUGCCGUUUCUGGAUAUGAGGACUGCCAAGUGCUAACAUUAAAUAGUCGUGGUGAAGUAACUGACCGCCUUGCCAUAGAACUUGCUCUGCAAGGAGCAUAUAUUCGACGUGUGGAGUGGGUUCCGGGUUCUCAAGUACAACUCAUGGUAGUAACAAAUUUGUUUGUGAAGAUAUAUGAUCUCUCACAAGACAACAUCAGCCCCAUGCAUUAUUUUACUGUAGCUGAUGAUAUAAUAGUUGAUGCGACCCUUGUCCCCUCCUCGAUGGGGAAAUUGGUGCUGCUUGUUCUUUCUGAAGGGGGCCUUUUGUAUAGGCUGAAUGUUACAUUGGAGGGUGAUGUUGGUGCAAAAAUAUUGGCUGAAACAGUCUUGGUCAAAGAUGCCGUAUCCAUGCAUAAAGGUUUGUCAUUGUACUUCUCAUCAACGUACAGGCUUCUAUUUGUAUCUCAUCAAGAUGGUACAACCUUCAUGGGCUGCUUGAAUGCUGAUUCUUCGUCGAUAACGGAAUUGUCAUAUAUAUGUGAGGAAGAUCAUGAUGGUAAAUCCAAGCCAGCCGGGCUCUACCGUUGGAGAGAGCUAUUAGCUGGCAGUGGAAUCCUUACCUGCCUAUCAAAAUCUAAAUCAAAUGCUCCUUUUGCGGUGUCGUUGGGUCCUCAUGAAUUGGUUGCACAAAAUAUGAGGCACAGUAUUGGUACAAAUUCCUCAGUGGUUGGUGUUGCUGCCUAUAAGCCUUUGUCUAAAGAUAAAACACAUUGCCUUAUUUUGUAUGAUGAUGGCAGCCUUCAUAUUUACUCUCAUACACCUAAUGGAGGUGAAAGUUCGACAAUCCUUGCAGCAGAGCAAACAAAGAAGUUGGGCAGCAGCAUCCUCAGCAGUAGAGCUUACACUGGCAUAAAACCAGAAUUUCCACUUGAUUUCUUUGAGAAGACAACUUGCAUUACAAGUGAUGUUAAAUAUAAUAGCGAAACAACCAAGAGUGGCGAUUCUGAAAGCAUUAAGCAAAGAUUGACAUCAGAUGAUGGGUAUUUAGAGAGUCUGACAUCUGCUGGCUUCAAGGUGACUAUUUCAAAUCCUAACCCAGAUAUAGUCAUGGUUGGUUGCCGGAUCCAUGUGGGCAAUACAUCUGCUAGCAACAUUCCUUCUGAGAUCACAAUUUUUCAUAGAGUCAUUAAGCUGGAUGAAGGCAUGAGAUCAUGGUAUGAUAUUCCAUUUACUACUGCUGAAUCACUUUUGGCAGAUGAAGAAUUCACAAUUUCUGUUGGGCGGACGUUCGACGGUUCAUCUAUACCUAGGAUAGAUUCUAUUGAAGUUUAUGGUCGAGCUAAAGAUGAAUUUGGAUGGAAAGAGAAAAUGGAUGCUGCGCUUGAUAUGGAAGCACUGGGUGGUAGUUCUACUGGUGGAAGAUCAGGAAAGAGACCCCAAAUUGUGCAGGCUGCUCCUAUCCAAGAGCAAGUUUUGGCAGAUGCCCUCAGGAUUCUCUCACGCAUAUACCUGCUAUGCCCACCAAGUUGCUUUACUGACAUGGCUGAUGCAGGCAUGGAACUUAAUAAUCUAAAAUGCAGAGCUUUAUUGGAAACCAUCUUUCAAAGUGACAGGGAACCUCUGCUACAUUCUGCUGCAUGCUGUGUCCUUCAGGCUGUGUUCCCAAAGAAGGACAUGUACUAUCAUGUUAAGGACAUGAUGCGCCUUCUAGGGGUAAUAAAAUCACUCCCAGCAAUUACUUCAAGAAUUGGAGUUGGAGGUGCUGCAUCUAGCUGGGUGAUAAAAGAAUUUAUAGCCCAGAUCCAUACAGUUUCCAAAGUUGCAUUACACAGGAAAUCAAACCUGGCCUCUUUUCUCGAAACUCAUGGUACAGAACUAGUUGAUGGUCUUAUGCAAGUUUUCUGGGGUAUAUUAGAUUUAGACAGACCAGAUACACAGACAAUAAAUAGUCUUGUUGUACCCUGUGUGGAAUUUAUUUAUAGCUAUGCUGAAUGCCUGGCUCUGCAUUCCAAUGAAAAUUCUGGAGUUUCAGUGGGACCUGCAGUUGCGCUACUGAAGAAGCUACUCUUUGCACCAUAUGAAGCAGUGCAGACUUCUAGCAGUUUAGCUAUUUCAUCCCGGUUUCUCCAAGUUCCUUUCCCGAAGCAGACAAUGAUAGCUAAUGAUGAUGCUCCUGAAAACCAUGCAAAACCGAGUGCAUCUGCUAUGGGUUCCAGCAGUGGAAAUGCUCAGGUUAUGAUUGAAGAAGAUCCUGCAUCAUCAUCAGUGCAAUACUGUUGUGAUGGCUGUUCCACUGUUCCAAUACUUAGGCGAAGGUGGCACUGUAACAUAUGUCCAGAUUUUGACCUAUGUGAAACUUGCUAUGAGAUACUUGAUGCAGAUCGCCUACCGGUACCGCAUUCAAAAGAUCAUCCCAUGUCAGCAAUACCAAUUGAACUUGAUACAUUUGGAGGCGAAGGCAAUGAAAUCCAUUUCUCUAUUGAUGAGCUAACAGAUUCUGGUGUUCUUCAUCCUCCUGCUGAUAGAAGUGUUCAGACCUCCCCAUCAUCGAUUCAUGUUUUCGAUGCAAGUGAGUCUGCAGACUUCCCUGAGACUAUUGCAGGCCAAACAACUGUUUCAAUUUCUGCAUCGAAACGUGCCAUUAAUUCCCUGCUACUUAGCCAUCUAAUUGAAGAGCUUAGAGGUUGGAUGGGGACCACAGCUGGUACUCGUGCCAUACCUUUAAUGCAGCUAUUCUACAGGCUUUCAUCUGCAGUUGGUGGUCCUUUCAUGGAUAGUUCAAAGCCAGAAAAUUUGGAUUUGGAAAAGUUUGUGAAGUGGCUCAUGGAUGAAAUCAACAUAAACAAACCAUUCCCUGCCAAAACGCGAUGCACUUUUGGAGAAGUUUCGAUCCUUGUUUUCAUGUUCUUCACACUUAUGUUCCGUAACUGGCAUCAGCCUGGGAGUGAUAGUUCUCAUUCAAAGUCAAGUGGGAGCUCAGAUUUGACAGAGAAAGGUCCUGUUCAGGUUCCGGCGUCAACCACAGUUGCUCUUCCAUCAUCCCGUGGUGACCAGGAUAAAAAUGAGUUUGCUUCUCAGUUAGUUCGUGCCUGUUCUGCCCUCAGGCAGCAGUCGUUUUUGAAUUAUCUUAUGGAUAUUCUGCAGCAACUUGUUCAUACUUUCAAGUCAUCAUCCAUAAAUGGAGAAGCUGGUUCUUCUGGUUCAGGCUGCGGAUCCCUAUUGACAGUAAGGAGAGAGCUACCAGCUGGAAACUUCUCUCCAUUUUUUUCAGAUUCAUAUGCUAAAUCUCAUCCAACUGAUCUGUUCACGGAUUACUACAAAUUGUUGUUGGAAAAUACUUUCCGGCUUGUAUAUAGCAUGGUUCGACCAGAAAAGGAGAAGUCUGCUGAGAAGGAUAGAAGCAACAAGGUUCCCAACACAAAGGAUCUAAAGUUGGAUGGAUAUCAAGACGUGCUUUGCAGUUAUAUUAGCAAUCCUCAUACUUCAUUUGUUCGGAGGUAUGCAAGGAGGCUCUUCCUUCAUUUAUGCGGCAGCAAGACUCACUAUUAUAGUGUGAGGGAUUCAUGGCAGUAUUCCCAUGAAGUCAAGAAACUUCAUAAAAUCGUAAACAAGUCUGGAGGUUUCCGAAAUCCUGUGCCUUAUGAGAGAAGUGUUAAGCUCAUAAAAUGUUUGUCUAUUCUUUGUGAUGUGGCUGCAGCAAGGCCAAAAAAUUGGCAAAAGUUCUGCUUGAAGCACAUGGAUCUUCUUCCAUUUCUCGUGGACAAUUUUUACCAUUUCAGUGAAGAGUGUAUUAUUCAGACUCUCAAGCUUCUAAAUUUGGCUUUCUAUUCAGGAAAAGAUGCCAAUCAUAAUGCGCAAAAACCAGAGUGUGCUGAUUUAGGAGGUUCUACAAGAACUAGCUCACAGUCUUCAGACUCGAAAAAGAAGCGGAAGGUCGAUGAUGGUUCUGAAGGUUCCUCAGAAAAAUCGUGCAUGGACAUGGAACAAGUUGUAGAAAUGUUCAAUGAUAAGGAAGGUGACUUGUUGAAGCGGUUUAUCGAUAUAUUCUUGCUAGAGUGGAAUUCAGCAGGUGUCCGCCAUGAAGCUAAAUGUGUUUUAUUUGGGGUGUGGUACCAUGCAAAAAACCCACUUAGGGAGACUAUGCUAACAAUUCUGCUGCAGAAGGUGACACAUCUUCCCAUGUAUGGACAAAAUAUUGUUGAGUACACUGACCUUAUGAUCAGUUUACUCGGGAAAGUGAAUGACUCCAGUGCAAAGCAGAAUGACUCUGAACUUGUGAAUAAGUGUUUGGCACCUGAGGUAAUAAGCUGCAUUUUUGACACGCUCCACUCUCAGAAUGAGCUAUUGGCAAAUCAUCCAAAUUCCCGUAUUUACAACACGCUGAGUUGCUUAGUGGAGUUUGAUGGCUAUUACUUAGAGAGUGAGCCUUGUGUUACCUGCAGCUGCCCAGAUGUUCCGUAUUCAAGGAUGAAGCUUGAAACCCUCAAGUCCGAGACCAAAUUUACUGACAACAGAAUAAUUAUAAAAUGCACUGGAAGCUUUACUAUACAGUCAGUUACAAUGAAUGUUUAUGAUGCUCGCAAGUCUAAGUCGGUGAAAGUACUCAAUUUGUAUUAUAAUAACAGGCCUGUGACUGACUUGUCAGAAUUGAAGAAUAAUUGGACUCUUUGGAAGCGUGCUAAGAGCUGCCAUCUUACAUUUAAUCAGACCGAAUUGAAGGUUGAAUUCCCCAUCCCAAUUACAGCGUGCAAUUUUAUGAUUGAGCUUGAUUCAUUUUAUGAAAAUCUUCAAGCUUCUUCUCUUGAGUCAUUGCAAUGCCCACGGUGUAGCAGGUCUGUCACUGAUAAGCAUGGCAUAUGUAGUAACUGCCAUGAAAAUGCAUACCAGUGCCGACAAUGUAGAAACAUUAACUAUGAAAAUCUUGACUCUUUCCUCUGCAAUGAGUGUGGAUACAGCAAAUAUGGUCGUUUUGAAUUCCACUUCAUGGCAAAACCCAGUUUUUCAUUUGACAACAUGGAAAAUGAUGAUGACAUGAGAAAAGGAUUGGCAGCAAUUGAGUCAGAGUCAGAAAAUGCACAUAGGCGGUACCAGCAACUGAUGGGAUUUAAAAAGCCUCUCAUUAAACUUGUGUCGAGCAUAGGUGAACAGGAGAUAGACUCGCAGCAGAAGGAUGCUGUCCAGCAGAUGAUGGUGUCCUUGCCUGGGCCAACAUGCAAGGUAAACCGCAAGAUUGCACUUCUUGGUGUUCUGUAUGGUGAAAAAUGCAAAGCAGCUUUUGAUUCUGUGAGCAAAAGUGUUCAGACAUUACAAGGGCUGCGUCGUGUUUUAAUGACAUAUCUUCACCAGAAAAGUUCUAGUGAUACCAAUGCAUUACCAGCUUUUUCAAUACCAAGGUCUCCAAGUAGUUGCUAUGGGUGUAGUACCACAUUUGUUACACAAUGCUUGGAGUUACUACAAGUGCUGUCCAAACAUGCAAACUGCAGGAAGCAACUUGUAAGUUCUGGAAUUUUAUCGGAGUUAUUUGAAAACAACAUUCAUCAGGGCCCUAGGACUGCACGCACUCUUGCUAGGGCUGUGCUAUCUUCUUUCUCUGAAAGUGAUGCAGAUGCAGUUCAGGAAUUGAACAGUUUGAUUCAGAAGAAGGUGAUGUAUUGUCUUGAGCACCAUCGUUCCAUGGACAUUGCACAAUCAACACGAGAAGAGUUACUGCUGCUAUCAGAGACCUGUGCCCUUGUAGAUGAGUUUUGGGAGGCAAGACUACGUGUCGCCUUUCAACUGUUGUUCUCUUCUAUUAAGGUUGGAGCAAAACAUCCUGCAAUUUCAGAACAUAUUAUUCUUCCUUGUUUGAGAAUAAUUUCUCAGGCUUGCACGCCUCCAAAAUCAGACGGGGAUAAGGAGUCAGGCUUGGGAAUAUCUAGCUUGGCACUGCAAUCUAAGAAUGAUGAUACAACUGGCAACACAACCACUAAUAACCCCAGUGCUAAGAUUCAACCAGAUAUAUCUGGAAAAGUUCAUGAUGGAAGUCAAAGAGGCCAGGACAUUCCACUUCUGAGCUACUCUGAAUGGGAGGGUGGUGCAUCAUAUUUAGAUUUUGUCCGGAGGCAGUACAAAGUAUCACAGGCAGUGAAAGGAUCUAUUCAGAAGACACGCCAUGAUUCACACAAGCCCGACUAUCUGGUUCUCAAAUAUGGACUCAGAUGGAAGCGUCGUGCGUGUCGGAAAUCAAGUAAGAGUGACUUCUCAAAAUUUGCCUUGGGUUCCUGGGUAUCAGACUUGAUUUUAAGUUCGUGUUCCCAGUCAAUAAGAUCCGAGAUAUGCACUCUCAUAAGCUUGCUAUGCCCAUCAAACUCUCCCAGACAGUUUCAGUUACUGAACUUGCUAAUGUCUUUACUUCCUCGAACACUCUCAGCUGGUGAAAGUGCAGCAGAGUACUUUGAGUUACUUGGGAUCAUGAUUGAUUCAGAGGCUUCACGUCUUUUCCUAACUGUUCGUGGUUGUUUGACAUCAUUAUGUUCUUUGAUAACAAAAGAAGUGUCCAAUGUUGAAUCACAGGAGAGAAGCCUAAGCAUUGAUAUAUCACAAGGGUUCAUUCUUCAUAAGCUUGUUGAGCUCCUGAACAAGUUUCUUGAAAUUCCCAAUAUCAGAGCAAGGUUCAUGAGUGAUAGGUUACUAUCCGAGGUCUUGGAAGCUUUUCUGGUGAUCCGUGGGCUUGUUGUGCAAAAGACAAAGUUAAUUAAUGACUGUAACCAUCUUUUGAAAGACCUUCUUGAUAGCUUGCUCCUUGAGAGUACUGAAAAUAAACGUCAAUUUAUUCGUGCUUGCAUCUCUGGAUUGCAGAAGCAUGUGAAGGAAAAAAAGAGACGGACAUCUUUGUUUAUAUUGGAGCAACUCUGCAAUCUGAUUUGUCCAGUGAAACCAGAGCCUGUUUAUCUUCUGAUACUGAACAAGGCACAUACACAAGAAGAGUUCAUCAGGGGUUCUAUGACAAAGAAUCCAUACUCCAGUGUGGAUGUUGGCCCUCUAAUGAGAGAUGUGAAAAACAAAAUAUGUAACCAGCUUGAUCUGAUUGGACUUUUGGAGGAUGAUUAUGGUAUGGAAUUAUUAGUUGGUGGAAACAUAAUCUCACUUGAUCUGAGCAUUUCCCAAGUCUAUGAGCAAGUAUGGAGGAAGCACCAUGGUCAAACUCAACAUUCUUUGUCAAAUGCCAACUCACUAACUGCUGCAUCAUCCAUUAGAGAUUGCCCGCCGAUGACAGUGACCUACAGACUGCAGGGUUUAGAUGGUGAAGCUACUGAGCCUAUGAUUAAAGAACUGGAAGAGGAAAGGGAGGAAUCACAGGAUCCUGAAAUUGAGUUUGCUAUAGCAGGUGCUGUUAGGGAAUGUGGAGGCCUUGAGAUUAUUUUGAGCAUGAUUCAGAGCCUGCGUGAUGAUGAGUUCAGAUCUAAUCAAGAAGAGUUGGCUUCUGUUCUUAACCUUCUAAAGUAUUGUUGCAAAAUCCGUGAAAAUAGAUGUGCCUUGUUACGUCUGGGUGCUUUGGGUUUGCUGCUUGACACAGCUAGGCGUGCAUUUUCUGCGGAUGCAAUGGAACCAGCUGAAGGUAUUCUACUAAUUGUAGAAAGUCUUACUAUGGAAGCUAAUGAGAGUGACAUAAGCAUCGCCCAAAGUGUUUUUACAACUACUAAUGAGGAGACUGGUGCUGGUGAGGAGGCAAGGAAAAUUGUUCUCAUGUUUUUGGAGAGAUUAUGUCAUCCUUCAGGUGCCAAAAAAUCCAACAAGCAACAAAGGAAUGAGGAGAUGGUGGCAAGGAUCCUGCCUUACUUGACCUAUGGGGAACCUGCAGCUAUGGAAGCUCUUAUUCAACAUUUUGAGCCCUACCUUAGGGAUUGGACUGAAUUUGAUCAGUUGCAGAAGCAACAUGAGGAGAAUCCAAAAGAUGAUAGUAUAAGCCGAAACGCGUCGACACAGCGAUCUGCCGUUGACAACUUUGUUCGCGUAUCAGAGUCACUUAAGACUAGUUCGUGUGGUGAGAGGCUAAAAGAGAUUAUUCUGGAGAAGGGCAUUACGAAAGCUGCUGUUGAGCAUGUGAAGCAAAGCUUUGCUUCUCCAGGACAGACUGGCUUUAGAACAAGUGCAGAAUGGACAUCUGGCUUGAAGCUACCAUCUAUUCCACCCAUUCUGUCAAUGUUGAAGGGGCUGGCCAAGGGCCAUCUGCCUACACAGAAGUGCAUUGAUGAAGAAGGCAUAUUACAACUGCUUCACGCUUUGGAAGGGGUGCCUGGUGAAAAUGAAAUUGGUGCAAGAGCAGAAAAUCUUUUGGAUACGCUGGCCAACAAAGAAAAUAAUGGAGACGGCUUCCUAGGAGAGAAAAUUCAAGAGCUGCGACAUGCUACAAGGGAUGAGAUGCGUCGCCGUGCUCUUAAGAAAAGAGAGAUGCUACUUCAGGGAAUGGGAAUGCGACAAGAAUUUUCUUCCGAUGGAGGUAGACGCAUUGUUGUGUCUCAGCCCACAAUUGAAGGUUUGGAUGAUGUGGAAGAAGAGGAGGAUGGUUUAGCAUGUAUGGUUUGUAGAGAAGGGUAUACUUUAAGGCCAACAGACAUGUUGGGAGUCUAUGCAUUCAGUAAACGAGUGAACUUAGGUGCAACAAGUGCUGGUAGUGGCCGUGGGGACUGUGUUUACACCACUGUUAGCCACUUCAAUAUCAUACACUACCAAUGCCAUCAGGAAGCUAAACGAGCUGAUGCUGCACUGAAGACUCCUAAAAGGGAAUGGGAUGGUGCUACCUUGCGAAACAAUGAGACAUUGUGCAAUUGUAUCUUUCCAUUGAGGGGGCCAUCUGUUCCUCUUGGGCAGUACACUAGGUGUGUUGAUCAGUACUGGGACCAAUUGAAUUCUCUUGGACGAGCAGAUGGGAGUCGUCUCCGAUUAUUGACAUAUGACAUUGUGCUGAUGCUUGCGAGGUUUGCAACAGGCGCUUCUUUCAGUACGGAUUGCAAAGGUGGGGGCAGGGAAAGCAACUCGCGAUUUCUUCCAUUCAUGGUCCAGAUGGCUUCGCAUCUUGCAGAUGGAAGUGCCAACCAGCAGCGUCAUGCUAUGGCCAAGGCUGUCACCACGUACCUGUCCAGCUCUCCAUCAACACCGGAAUCUCCUAUUCGGCUUUCAGCAUCCAUCUCUGGGCCCCGUGGUAGUUCAGGUUCCUCCGAGGAGACUGUACAGUUCAUGAUGGUUUAUUCCCUUCUGUCAGAGUCAUACGAGAGCUGGCUCCAGCACCGACCAGCAUUCCUGCAGAGGGGCAUCUACCAUGCAUACAUGCAACAUAAGCAUGGGCGAUCAACCCUCAAGAUGUCUUCUGACUCAUCCUCCUCGGCAGUUCGGUCAGAUGAAGGUUCAUCCUCUGAUAUGAGUGAGAACAAGAAGCUAUUUACCAUCGUCCAGCCAAUGCUGGUGUACACUGGCUUAAUUGAUCAGCUGCAACAGUUCUUCAAGAAGGGCAAAUCAUCCGGCAUGGGCAAGUCAGGUGAGAGAGAAGAGUCUGGUGGUAGCCUCGAGAAAUGGGAGAUCCAAAUGAAUGAGAAGCUGAGCAAUAUGAAGGAGAUGGUGGGGCUAUCCAAGGACCUGCUCUCCUGGCUGGAAGACAUGACCUCGUCUGAUGAUCUGCAGGAGGCCUUUGAUGUCAUGGGAGCGUUGACGGAUGUAUUCUCGAGUGGUCAUGCGACAUGCGAAGAUUUUGUCCGGGCGGCCAUACAUGCCGGCAGGAGCUGAGCAUUAAGAACGGAAUGGUUCCUCGGUGUGUUGUGUGUUGAUAUAUGUGCCAUGUGCCUAGCUGUUUUGUAUGAGUAAGCAGCUAUAAACAUUAUAGCCUUGUUAGAUCAACUGGUUCAGAACUGUACUUCUAUUUCUUGGUCUCGGCCAUUCUCGUCAUGCUAGCUCCAUUCAGCCCCGAUGUUUCCGGUUGCAGCAACUUGGCAUCCUUUGCCGUAUUGUUAAUCUGACACUGGCUCACGUUACGGUUGACUCUUUU